Messenger RNA from Leptopilina heterotoma, 3083 nucleotides. RefSeq names its product neprilysin-2-like. The transcript has 9 exons. Gene Ontology annotation, cellular component: plasma membrane. NCBI's taxonomy places the organism in Eukaryota, Metazoa, Arthropoda, Insecta, Hymenoptera, Figitidae. Gene Ontology annotation, molecular function: metalloendopeptidase activity. The record is from RefSeq and is a predicted model, not a curated record. Gene Ontology annotation, biological process: protein processing. Bases 189 to 2339 code for a protein of 716 amino acids.
AAAAUUCAGAGCAAGAUCUCAAUAAAAUAAAUAGAAAGGUCACGCAAUGAAUGCGAAUGAAAGUAGUGAAGUUUACUUUAUGAAUAGUUCUAACUAGGUAGGCUCUUCUAUUUUAUGUACAUAUAAAUUAAAUAUAGAAGAAGAAAACUACAUUUAGUCCUCAGAGUUCGUCAAGAAAAGACCUAACAAUGUGUAUACAUUUUCAAUUUCGUAAAAUAUUGAGUAGAAGAUUAGAUUUGAAAUGUGGACUAACAAUGCUAUUUUUUGCAAUAUUUGUGACUCUAUCAGAAGGACAUUUCAUUUCUGAUAAUGAUUUUAUUCUACGGAAUCGAGAUCGACGUAGCGAAAUUGCACUCGCAGAUUUAAACUAUAAAAAUGAUGAUUGUCUCACAUCUGAAUGCAUUGAUACAGCAAUGAGAGUACUGAAGUAUAUGGACCGAAGUAUUGAUCCAUGCGAUGAUUUUUACAAAUUUGCUUGUGGUCAGUUUCCACAGUUUGUGGAAUUUCCAAGUAAUGAAUCCAAUAAAGUAGAUCAAUUUACAAUAAUUAGGAAUAAAGUUCAAAAAGAAAUGACGAUGAUUCUAGAGGAGGAAUGUACAUCCACUGAACCAAGAUAUGCAAAAUUAAUAAAAACUUUUUAUCAAACGUGCAUGCAAACAACUGGUAAAGAAAAUAUAAAAUUAAUAUCGGAUUUAUUGAAUACAAUCGGUGGUUGGCCUCUUUUAGAAGAAACUAAUUCUUCCAGUUAUGAAAAUUUCCAGUGGGAAAAAUUUGGAUCUGAACUGAAAAACGUCGUCUUUUUGAAAAAUGGGUUUAUUUUUACAACCUUUCGACAAGACACGAAAAAUAAUUCAAACUUAGUCUUACUGAUUAAACAACCUAAGAGCUUUAAUACCUCUUCUAACUACGUUAAUUUAAUAGAAUCCACUGUCAAACUUUUUGGAGCUGAUAAGUUUAAAUAUAAAAAGGACAUAAAACGAAUUGUGGACAUAGAAAAACGGCUUUUUAACAUAUCUGUGCCUAAGGAAGAAAAAAGUAAGUCUCGUAUCAGGUUCACGGUGAAAGAGCUAAUUGAAAAUUAUUCUAAUAUUUUGUGGAAGGAAUACUUUAAUACAUUUUUAAAGCCAUUUAAUACAAUUAAAGAUGAUGAUAUUGUAUUGAUUGCGGAUGCCAGCUAUUUUAAACAAUUAAACAAUCUUAUUAAACAAUUUUCAAAAAGAGAUCAGGCUAACUAUCUUAUUUGGAAAGUAGUCGAAGGUUUCCUCAAUAAUUAUGUUGGAUCCAUCGAAAAUAAAAAAGAAAAAUCGAAAAAGUGUUACGAUCAUGUAUAUGAUAUGUUCGGUAAUAGUUUUGGUAUGUUGUAUAUAAGAAAACACUUCAAUGCAAAAUCUAUCGCCAACGUUACGGAUGAAAUGAUGUCAAAUAUUCUUGAACAGUUUAAUAAAAUUCUAGGACAAGCUGAUUGGAUGGACUCAAAGACGAAGGGUAAGGCGUUCGAAAAACUGAGAUCAAUGUCCAUUGUACAUCCAAGUAUAUUCGAAUCUUAUACUGAUGACGAGAUUGACGAAUACUUUGCAAAUUUGGAAAUAACGCCGGGAGAUUUUUUACAAUCAUUUCUAAACAUUACGAAGUUUAAUAAAUAUCAAGAAAAAUACGAGUUCAAAAAACCUCUGAACUUUUCCAGUUGGACACAACAAUUGAAUCCUAUAACAGUGAAUGCUAAGAAUUUGGUCUACAAUAAUAGCAUGAUCCUGUCACCAGCAAUUCUUCAAGGAAUUUUUCUCAAUGAAAGCAGACCUCAGUAUAUGAACUUCGGAUCUCUGGGUUCUAUAAUUGGACACGAAUUGACUCAUUCUUUUUAUAAUAAUGGUAGAAAUUUUGAUAAAUCAGGAAAUCUGAUUAAUUGGUGGGAGCCAGAGAGCGAUAAAGAAUUUCUUUUAAGAACUGAAUGCAUAAGUCAUCAGUAUGGAAACUAUACAGUUAAAGAAGUUAACCAGAAUAUUAAAGGUGAGAGAACGCAAAGUGAAAAUAUUGCCGAUAAUGGAGGAAUUAAACUUGCAUAUAUGGCUUAUGAAGAGUAUAUGAAAACCCAUUCUCCUGAGUUAUUGUUACCUGGUUUGGAUUUUUCGCAGCGUCAGCUUUUUUGGAUUAGUUUUGCCCAAACGUAUUGCUUUAAAACUACAGAAAAGGGACUAAAUCAUGCGAUUUUAUCUAGUUUUCAUAGUCCUAAAGAAUUUAGAGUUGUUGGUUCUAUUACCAACCAGCCAGAAUUUGCAAAAGAUUUUCAAUGUCCAUCAGGCACGAAAAUGAAUCCUAAAAAUAAAUGUUCUGUAUGGUAAUAGUUAUUUAUAUUUUUAAAUUAAUUAUCAAUUGUUUAAUAUUAUUUUUUCUAUUUAUUUACAAAUAUAAUUUUACUAUUUAUUUAUAAAUAUAAUUUUACUACUUAUUCGUAAAUAUUUAUAAAUACGACGUGGAAAACAUGUAUAAAUGCGAACAAAUAGUGACUUCGCCAGAAGGAAAAAUAAUUAUAAUAAAAUAUAAUAAAUAUAAUAAAUAUAAUAAUAUAAAAAAUAUAAUAUUCUAUAAAAUAAACUUUCUAUUAAAAGUAAAAUAAUAAUAAAAAUAAUCACUAAUAUUCAUUAUACAAAGGGUAAUGACCUAGAUUCACAUCAAGGGGUUCGACAACAGACAUGAAUAUUCAUUAAAAGUGCUUUCAAGAAAAAAAAAAAUUAAUCCACAAAAAAUAUUUAAAUGAAGUUUAUUUAUAUAUUUAUUAUAUUUAAAUAUUUAUAAGAUUUAAAUAAAUAAAAUAAAUAAAAUAAAUAAUAUAAAAUAUUAUAAUAUAAACAUAAAUAGAAUCAUACAAUACGGACUCUAGGGAAAUAUUUUGUCACCUUCUCUCAGCCCUCGUAUUCUAUUUUAUAUUUGGUUGGCUGAAAUACAAAGAGUUGCCUUUUCUUUUAAUGCAUAUUUUUGCCUCGGAAUUCUUUUCAGUUAUUUCUCUUCGUUUUAUUUCUUUUAGAGAAAAAAUUUUUUACUUGUCGAUAAUAUUACAUAAGCUUUAAAAGUUUAAUUUUUGUAUA